Molecule: messenger RNA, 1803 nt
Organism: Arthroderma uncinatum
Lineage: Eukaryota; Fungi; Ascomycota; Eurotiomycetes; Onygenales; Arthrodermataceae
Exons: 5
Coding region: 1-1803 (600 amino acids)
Source: RefSeq, a predicted model, not a curated record
AUGGGCAUCGAUUCGGAGAUGAACGGUUUUUCCUGUAGCUUACCUCCAUUUAACGGGAAGCUUGAAGGGAAUGGGAAGCAAACCACUCGACGCCUCCCAGUUACGCUGCUUUCUGGGUUCCUGGGUAGUGGAAAGACUACUUUGCUCGAACAUAUUCUCAAGUCACCGGAUCAUGGCCUUAGGGUCGCAGUCAUUGUCAAUGACAUGAGCAAACUCAAUAUAGAUGCUGCUCUUAUAACGCAUCACAAAGUAUCUCAGACGAAAGAGAAGCUCAUCCAGCUCCAGAAUGGAUGUAUCUGUUGCACUCUCCGUGGCGACUUGCUCUCGGAGCUUGCAAGCUUGACCAGGCAGAACGAGGUUGAAUACGUCGUCAUCGAGAGUACUGGAAUUAGUGAACCGAUGCAGGUCGCAGAGACUUUCACUGCAGAAUUCAGCGCUGCAAUGCUUGAAGCCGAGGAUCAAAUUAUUGAUACCGAUGAAGAUAGCAAGAAGAUUCUGGCCGAGAUCGUGGAGUUAGGAGGCCUUCACACUUUAGCAAGCCUUGAUACUACCGUAACGGUUAUUGAUGCAUUCAACCUGCUAUCAAACUUCGACACGACCGAGUUUCUUUCUGAUCGCUAUGGUGCCAAGGAGAUUGUGCCAGAAGAUGAACGCACCAUCUCUGACCUCAUGGUGGAUCAGAUCGAGUUCGCUGACGUAGUGGUCAUUAACAAGGUAGAGACUGUUAAUCAAGAUACCCGUUGUCGGAUUAAACAACUUGUGAACUUGUUGAACCCCGAGGCAAAAGUCUUGGAAGCCAGCUACUCAAAAGUUGACGUACGAGAAAUCAUUGGCACUGGAAAGUUCAAUUUCCUCAAGGCAGCCGCCGGGUCAGGGUGGCUACGAAGCCUCCAUGAGAUGACAGUUAUGAAUACUGCUAACGGGCAGAGAGUAGCCCCGAAACCUGAGUCCCUAGAGUAUGGGAUCAACAAUUUUGUGUAUACUGCAAGGCGGCCCUUCCACCCUCGUCACCUCUUUGCUCUUCUUCAUGAUAAAUUCAUCCUUCUCCAACAUAGCGAAGAAGGAGACGAAGAAGAUGACGAGGCGGAAGAUGAAGGCGAAGGUAAAGAUGAUGACAAAAUGGAAGUGGAUGAUGGCGACGAUGAAGAUUGGGAGAAGCAGAGUGUGAGUGGUUUCGAACAGCCUGACCCCGCUGUUAUACUUGCAAAUAAGCGUGCACACGUCUUCGGGCCUGUGCUCCGUUCCAAGGGAUUCUUUUGGCUCGCAACUCGACCACUUCAGUUCGGAGAAUGGAGCCAAGCUGGAGGAAUGUUAACGGUAAGCUGUGGUGGUCCUUGGUUUGCUGAAGUACCUGAUGAUGCCUGGCCAGAGGAUAGAGAGGUCCGUCAAUCUAUUGAAAAUGACUUUCAGGGCCUGUGGGGUGACAGACGACAGGAGCUGGUGUUCAUCGGAGAAGGAAUUGGCACAGAGAAGAUUACUGCUCUCCUAGACGAAUGUUUGCUAGAUGACAAGGAGAUGGCCAGGUGGGAGAAGGUAAUGGGGAACAAAGGAUUGUCGAGGGAAGAGAAAGCAGAUUUAUUAGCAGGGAUGUGGGAAGAUGGCUGGGAAGAGUGGCCUCCAUUUGAAAUUGAGGGUGAGGGGGAAGACGAGGACGUCGAAGAGAAGGGAAAAGAAGGGAAAGCGAAACGCUAUGCAAGUGAUUACUUGGGCCCUGCUAAGAAUGAUCAUAGUGGACGUAAGCACCACCAUCAUCACCAUAAAAGGGAUGGUGGUGUGCUCAAAAAGAGUGCGAUGGUCGCCUAA